This is a messenger RNA of Suricata suricatta (meerkat), 620 nucleotides long. Its product is annotated as beta-defensin 112-like. Bases 76 to 432 code for a protein of 118 amino acids. The transcript has 3 exons. NCBI's taxonomy places the organism in Eukaryota, Metazoa, Chordata, Mammalia, Carnivora, Herpestidae. Gene Ontology annotation, biological process: innate immune response. Gene Ontology annotation, cellular component: extracellular region. The record is from RefSeq and is a predicted model, not a curated record.
UCCUUCCUUGUUUCAAAAAUACCUGAGUUAAGACAGAAGAUCUGUGAACUGUGUUCUCCUAAGAAAUCAUUUACAAUGGAGAUCCUUCUUUCUUUCUCUGUUUUGUCCUUUGGUGUCUUCAUUCUACCAGUGGGCUCUGACCAACCUGUUGACCCCAUUUUUUUGCCAAUAACGGUGACUGGAUGUACUUAUAGGUUUGAAUUACUAGAGAUACAUAAUUCUUCCGAAAUAAAUGAAAAUGCAAAAUACAGUACAAAGGAAAACGAAACAGCUAGAAGUGAAGACCCCUUUACUCCUGCUAAGCGACGGGAAGCCUGUAUGAGUCUUAGGGGUCAAUGUAAAAAUGAAUGUGGUGAAAAGGAAAUUCAGCUGUCACACUGUGCAGUACCGCACACUCCUUGCUGCUUGAAAGAAUGUGACCCCAUCGAGUAACUGAAGAGAUCCAUUCACAAAAAAGACCAACAAGAGGCACCUGCGUGGCUCUAUCAGUUGAGCAUCCAACUUCAGCUCAGGUCCUGAUUACACAGUUAGUCGGGUCCUUUGCUGAUAUCUCAGAGCCUGGAGCCUGCUUUGGAUUCUGUGUCUUUCUCUCUCUCUGCCCCUUCCUCACUCACACCCUG